Molecule: messenger RNA, 449 nt
Organism: Staurois parvus
Lineage: Eukaryota; Metazoa; Chordata; Amphibia; Anura; Ranidae
Source: the annotation of a GenBank genome assembly
UGUGCUGUGUCCCUCGGACACAGCGGAUCACUGAUCAACAGAAAGAACCGAAGACAUCGGCUCUGUCAUGUGAUCAGCUGUGUCCAAUCACAGCUGAUCGCAUGGGACAUGUACACUGAUCAUCAGAGCACUGAUGAUCAGUGUAGCCCCAUCAGUGCCACCUGUCAGUGUCCAUCAAUGCCAGCCGUCAGUGCUCAUCAAUGCCACAUAUCAGUGCCUACCAGUGCACAUCAAUGCCACAUAUCAGUGCCCAUCUGAGCUGCCUUUCAGUGCCACCUAUCAGUGCCAGUCAGUGCCACCUAUCAAUGCCAGUCAGUGCCACCUAUCAGUGCUGCCUAUCAUUACCAGUCAGUGCCGCCUAACAGUGCCAGUCAGUGCCGCCUAUCAGUGCCAUAUAUGAGUGCUGCCUUUCAGUGCCCAUCAGUGAUGCCUGUCAAUGUCCAUCAGUG